AUGGGCCCACAGGAGUACAAAUUAUGCGAAGCACUGGAGGAUUGGAGAGACGAGAAGACUGUGGAAAUUUAUGGAUGCUCACACCUGAUUGACCUUGGUCCAACCGUUGUAAUGGGUGACUCAGUCCUUGACCGGAUUGUUGACUGCGCCCAUUUUGAGAAGAUUAAAAUCAUUGAGGAUCUCCGCAAGGAAACACAUUGGUCUGUCAAUGACAAUCUGGCCAGGGAGGUGAUCACCAUAAUCCACCGCAUCAUUCCAAUCUCACUCUAUACCACUACCCCCCUACAACAACACCCUCUAUCCAACACUGUCAGUGCACCGAACAACGGGUUAGCUCAACACCCAGCCCUCAAUCCCUCUGCUGGCAUCAAAAGGGUGUUGAGGUGCAGCGCUUGUGGUCAGGCUGGCCAUAACAAAUGUGGCCGUGUUUGUCCAAUGCAUCCAUCAUGGAUAUCUUCGGCAGCUGGGAAGGAGAAUAAUAAUUCUUAG
Messenger RNA from Suillus plorans, 489 nucleotides. RefSeq lists its product as uncharacterized. Bases 1 to 489 code for a protein of 162 amino acids. The transcript is spliced from 2 exons. Lineage: Eukaryota; Fungi; Basidiomycota; Agaricomycetes; Boletales; Suillaceae. The record is from RefSeq and is a predicted model, not a curated record.